UUCAAAAUGUGACUUGAUUUUACAUUAAUGUUAUUCUCUCAUAGAUUGUUCUGAUAUUACGGUGGCAUAGAGGUGACGUGUUUGGUUGGUAAAUUUAUCUCGGUCCAACGACUGAGCUUAGGCUUGGCCACGAGAGAACUGUGUCCUGGAAACGAGAUAAUAAGUCGAAGCCACGAGAUAUAUAAACAAUCACAUAAGUCACAUAAUAUAUGACACAGUUUGAAAAAGAUAUUUGGUCAAAAAAGUUUUGGCAUAUAAAAUGACGAAUUUAUUUUGUUACUAUUCACACCAUUCACAGGACUUAGUGUUCUCAUUCUGGAAAUUCAACACCUGGAAUAAUGAACGCUGUCAGCGAAGAACUUUCGCGCCAGGUGUAUCAAUGCAUGGACAAGAUAGGUUACAGUCCUGAUAUGGUGAAAUACAGGCGUCAAAAGUACAGACAAAGAGAUGAACUUAAAAACAGACAAAGGUCAGGGGUCACUAGCUACAAGGUCGGGAGCAAGGGUGAGGGCUUCACGUCGUACAACGAAAGUGACCAUGAUAGAAUGUACAUAGACAAUAACCUCGUCGGUGUUACCUCAAGGGACGAUAGUAUAGGCACAACGUCAAAAAGUGACUACGUAUUUGAUAUGAUGUCUGAUCAGUGUCAUCCGGGACAUUACAAGUUAAAACUGUUUCAAAAAGGAACACCAGCUGUGAAAUAUGUUGAAGACUCACUGGUCGUUUGCAACGGAGAAUAUUACAUGUCGAGUGAAAUAUUUGUCCAAAAUCUCCAAAGUAUACCACGAUACAGCGGAAAUUACCAAGGUUGGGAGCGACGACAACGGACGGGCCCGGCAAUACCUGCCGCCCGCGGGCUAUACUGCAGGGAUGACGUCCAAGCGAUCCGGUGUCCCUCUCAGCGCAACUUGUUGGCCACCUGGGCGAAGCGGCCACGGGAACAUGGGUGGCCGCCUGCGAAUCUCAUACGAGACGUCAUAAGUACGGAGGCACAACUGGUUCCGGUAGGUUGUAAAGGAAGUGCGAGCAGGAAGAUGGAAUGGAGGUUGUGCUUCAACACCGGAGAGCUUAAACUUACGGAUGAUUUUAAUGAGGUACAAUACAAGCUGUACAUACUGCUUAAGAUGAUCAAUAAGGAACUGCUCAUACCAAUAAGUCCAGACCUUUCUUCAUACAUGUUCAAGAACAUCGUGUUAUGGCUGGUCGAAAGAAAUCCACCGACCAUAUUUAAAGCGGACCGUUUUCUUGGAUUAAUGGAAACCGCAUUACAGAUGUUCUAUGACGCCGUGUGCCACGACAAACUUGUUUAUUACAUGAUUAAAGGGAGAAACCUGUUGUUUGGAAGGCUAACACACAAGGAUGCCCUUAAAAAGAAAUUAGAAGAACUUCAAUUAGACGGCCCAAAGGUGGUUUUUCAAUGUAAAAAACUCCGGAAGGCUUUGAAGACCGACCCAGAGUCCCUGAAGGCCAGCUGCGCUCGCAGAGACGAGCUUGAGCGUCUACAGCUGGACAUGGGAAUUAUAUGGGCGGACGUCUGGAAGCCUGAUAUGAAGGAUUGGGAUAUGAACGCCCGAGUUCGGGAAAUGGAAAACUACCGCCAAGUCACAUAUCGCCAAUAUCAUAUCGCCAUUCCAGAGUGGGAGCGCCUUGCCACGUCGGGGUCGGGGGGAACUAUAUUGCUUCCAGAAAUACCGGAGUUAAAACAAGAGGAUCAAGCCCGUUUAUACACCUCUUACAGAAAACAAGCCCGGGAAAUAUAUGACAUUGUGGUUCCUUUCUGGAAAAUUGACCGAGGUAUAGAAGUUGACGUUGAGAUUAAGGAGAGAGUCAUUGAGUUGCUAGCAGCUUUACAUCUUACCAUAGAACUCAUGCUGUCAUAGCAAACGUAUGAGGGCUAUACGCGUUAUAUUUACUGAAAACUGAACACACACACAUGCUUGAACGUGUUACAAGCCCUAAACUCGGUGACGGUCAGUGACGUCUUAACUGCAGCUACCAGCUACUUCGAUGAUAACAUUCAAAUUGCAGAACUAAUUUUAAUUCAUCAAAAAAAAAACAAACGAGAAUUACCUAGUUACUUUCCAAGGAUUGGUGGUUGUACCGAGCCUGUCUGUACAAUCGUACAACCACGGCCAUCUUUGGCGAGCUCGGAGGACACUUCUUUUGAUAAUUGCUUGUUGCCUGCAUCUGACAUAUAAUAAGCUAAGAAAGAAAAUUAUUUAUUACAAGUCUUAUUAAUUAAUUAUACAUAAAACAGUUUUGAUAAUUAUUUAAUUCGUAUAUAUAUUUCAUUAAUUUUAGACAAUACGGGGCCUUGUUAAAGUUAACAACGUUGUUUUAAAGCCAUCACUGUUAACUUUCAAAUCUUUACUGCCUCGGAAGUUUAAUGGAUAAACCUGUGAUAUGUUACAGUAGUAUUUUUAACCAGAUUUGAGAAAACUGUUACUCGUUUAAUUUAAAUAUAUUAGCACGCCCUCAAUAAAUUCACUUUAAAAAGUUAACAAAGAUCUCGUUAAUCUUAUUGUAAACUCUAACAAAGUCCUAAACAUCGAACCGAUUGUAGCAAAUAGCACCAUGGCUGCGAGUAAGAACGUUCGUUUUUGCGUUAAAUUUGGCAAUCAAAUUCAUAAGGGAGACAACCUUCAGGAAACUGUUAACGUCUUAAAUGUUGUUCGUCAGAAGUUCAGUAAACACUUUUUCAAUUCAAGACCUAAUCGUGUCUCGACGUACUAUAUUACCUCCAAAAUAUAGUGACAGAUCUACUUUAAACAGAGAGUCUGAUCAAAAUGACCCUUCUUAGACGUGUUAUAGUACACAUAAAAGAAUUUAGAAAACAAUCGACGCCUUUAAUCGUUAUUUGAGUGUGCCAUAGAUUUACCAGAUUGGGGAUGAACCUCGGUUCUAAAAAUGUACAGAAUGGACCAGUAAGCAUUUCCUUAAAUUUCCCGAUUUAUCACUUAAAUCUGCACUCGGAAAUCAUUAACAAUACUGUCAUUGACUAAAACAAGGUAUCGAAUGCGGUUUUAAAUCGUCGCAUUGAAGAAUAAAAUGCAUUGAGUGAGUCGGUAAGCCUUACUAGUAAAAACGUGUAUUGUUUUCACGAGAUAUUUUAAUACAGACAUAAUUUUCAUCUAAAACAAGCGUCAUCGUAAACAAGCAAUUGUCCUUCAUUCGGUGCAUAGUGUCUUAAAUAAAAUAAAAGGUUGAAACAUAUAGAAAACAGUAUUAAUACUCACCGAAUCGAGGGCGUUUUUCACCCCAAACAAUGAACCAGGACACCUGGACGCACCUGACAGUACUGCCCAUAUAGUUGUACAUGUAGGUCAUGUAGCAAUUGAUUUGUUGAAUGGAUAUUAGCCCUGUAAUUGAGGGAUAAUUCAUUUGUAUUAUACAUUAAUUAUAUUGAAAUUUUUCAUUCCAAUUUCGGUAAAAUAUGCAUAUAGAUUGUUGAAAUAUUGUUAUUAUAGUAUUUUUUUGGAUGUUGAUCGAAUAUCAAAAUGUUAAAACAAAGUUCAUUUCUCUGAGAGAUGUUAAUUUUUACGUCUCAGAAACACUUGACAUGUAAUUAACUGUAAAUAUUUUUAUUUAAAUGUUUGCAGUUAAUUAGACACAUUCAUUAUUCUUUCAUUGUAAAUGUUGAUCGUACAUUACAGUCAUUUAUAUAUAAUACUAGUACAUUGCAGCUAGACUGAUUCUAUGUUUUAAGGUAUUCAGCCCUUUCAUAAAAGGUUCACUUGUGUGAGUGAAAACUUGAAGUUGUAUUUCAUUUUCUGCUUUAGUUUUCCAACCGCCAGCGAUCAAACUUUGUUAAUUGUUGUGUACAUCAUAUUGUCUUAAUUAUCAAUACUAUGUAAACUUUUUGAAUAUUUUGUGUUCUGUUAAAUUUAUUAAAUAAAAUUCAUCAGUAUAAUGUU
Molecule: messenger RNA, 3914 nt
Organism: Mya arenaria
Lineage: Eukaryota; Metazoa; Mollusca; Bivalvia; Myida; Myidae
Exons: 2
Coding region: 339-1880 (513 amino acids)
Source: RefSeq, a predicted model, not a curated record